Rotaria sp. Silwood2 is the source of this 1260-nucleotide messenger RNA. The record is from the annotation of a GenBank genome assembly. Lineage: Eukaryota; Metazoa; Rotifera; Eurotatoria; Philodinida; Philodinidae.
AUGAUUCAAGCAGGUGAUCAUCUUCUAUCUAUUGAUAUGCAUUCAUUACGUGGAAAAAUUUUAAAUGAAAUUUCAUCAUUACUAAAAAAUUGUGAUGAUAUCGUACGAUUAAGAAUAAAAAAAGAUGAUAUCUAUUCACAAGAUAAUCUUUGUGAAAAUGUUGUUGUUUAUAAAGUACAAUUACACCGACAAGGUGGUCCACUUGGUUUAACAAUAGCAGGCAGUGAAGAUGUAUUUGAACCAAUUAUUGUUUCGGAUUUAUGUGAAGGUGGAUUAGCUGAUAAAACAAAUGCAAUUCAUAUUGGUGAUCGAAUAUUAGCAAUAAAUGAUGUUAGUCUACGUGGUAAAGGUCUUAAUGAAGCAAUUAAAUUAUUACAAACAAGUGGUGAUGAAAUAACAUUAAAAAUAUCUCGAUUAGUUCAUCAACAACAAAAUUAUACGCCAUCUGUUGAUUCAGCUAUGGAAUCUUGGGAUAGUUCACAUACAGAUAAUAGACUUAGUGAUAAUAGUGAAGGAACAACAAAAGAAAUUAUUGUUAAUGAUCAUCAACAUUAUCAAAUACCUCAUUCAAAUGGAAAUGAUAGUGAUUUUCUACUUAAACAUCAAAUACAUUCGAUACCGAUAACAACACUAAAUGGUAAUCGUCCAAUGGUAAUCUUUCCACCGGUGUCUGGUUAUCGAACACCACCAUCUAAUGGUCGACUACGCGAACCACCGUCACGUCAUUCGGAUCAUGAACGACAAAGUGCAUGUAUUCUGAAUGAUAAACCAAUCGGAACAAAUAUUUAUGAUACAAAAUAUGAUAAUUUUACAAGAGAUCGUUUAGCAAAUGAUACAAUAACAGUUGUACUUAAACGUGAUAAACGUGUACUAGAUUUUGGCUUUUCAAUAUCUGAUCGUCUGUAUGGUACAGGUGUCUAUAUAAAUAAAAUUCGACCAAAUGGACCAGCUGAAUUAGAAGGAACAUUAAUACCAUGCAUGAGAAUUUAUAAAGUAAAUAAUACUGAUGUAACACGUAUGGAAUGUAAUCAAGUUGUACCAUUAUUAUCAUCAUCAUCCGAUGAUUUAAUUUUAGUUGUUGGACGACGACCAGCACCAAUGUUUGAUGAAACAGAUGAAUUAUUUCAUAUUGAUGAAAAUGAAGAUGAACAUCAAUCAUCUAUUAUUACUGAUGGAUCCAUAAAUGAAAAUCAAAUGUCAAUUGUAAAUGACAAUAAUAUGUAUUCUCGUCUUUCACAAUCAAAAACGAGUAUUGUAUGA